UGGGAUUCAGGACCCAUAUGUGGGUCCAAAGUGGAUUUUUUGUUUGUUUGUUUUUGGAGACAGGGCCUGGCUCUGUCACUCAAGCUGGAGUGCAAUGGCACGAUCUUGGCUCACUGCAACCUCUGUCCCCCAGGUUCAGCCAUCCUCCCACCUCAGCCUCCCAAGUAGCUGGGACCACAGGCAUGAGCCUAGCUAAUUAUUUUUGUAUUUUUUGUAGAAAUGGGGUUUCACUAUGUCACCCAGUGUGGUCUCAAACUACUGAGCUCAAGCGAUCCGCCUACCUCAGUUUCCCAAAGUGCUGGGAUUACAGGCCUGAGCUACCACGCCCCGCCCUGAUUUGGAUCUUGCUCCUACUCCCAGGAAGGCCAUGUCCUAGCAAGAGAGACACCAGGUGGCGCGCGCCUCCACCUCCAACUUCACCACCAACAGAGCCUGGGACCCAGAGGCCAUGGGUCCUACACAAUCUGGAUGAUGGCGUCUGCGGCAGCAGCGGAGGCCGAGAAGGGAUCUCCAGUUGUGGUGGGCCUGCUAGUUGUGGGCAACAUCAUUAUUCUGCUGUCAGGCCUGGCCCUGUUUGCCGAGACCAUAUGGGUGACAGCCGACCAGUACCGCGUAUACCCACUGAUGGGAGUCUCAGGCAAGGAUGACGUCUUCGCUGGUGCCUGGAUUGCCAUCUUCUGCAGCUUCUCCUUCUUCGUGGUAGCCAGUUUUGGUGUGAGCGCCACACUCUGCCGCCGCCGGUCCAUGGUCCUCACGUACCUGGUGCUCAUGCUCAUCGUCUACAUCUUCGAGUGCGCCUCCUGCAUCACGUCCUACACCCACCGUGACUACAUGGUGUCCAACCCAUCCCUGAUCACCAAGCAGAUGCUGACCUUCUACAGCGCGGACACCGACCAGGGCCAGGAGCUGACCCGCCUCUGGGACCGCGUCAUGAUUGAGCAAGAAUGCUGUGGCACGUCUGGUCCCAUGGACUGGGUGAACUUCACGUCAGCCUUCCGGGCGGCCACUCCGGAGGUGGUCUUCCCCUGGCCCCCACUGUGCUGUCGCCGGACAGGAAACUUCAUCCCCCUCAACGAGGAGGGCUGCCGCCUGGGGCACAUGGACUACCUGUUCACCAAGGGCUGCUUCGAGCACAUCGGCCACGCCAUCGACAGCUACACGUGGGGUAUCUCGUGGUUUGGGUUUGCCAUCCUGAUGUGGACGCUCCUGGUCAUGCUGAUAGCCAUGUAUUUCUACACCACGCUCUGAGGGACAAGAGGGGAAGGCAACAUACACACCCCGGAUUCCUCCGCAUCCUCCUCCUGCUUCCUCUGCUGGGGCCUGGAUGGCUGCCUCACCUCUCACCUCGCAACCUCCCUAGCCCUUACCUCCUUCCACUUCCAAGAUCUUUUACCAGGUUCCUGAGCCCUACUGUGCCUCGGGUGUGACCUGAAACCCCAGGGCUUGUGUGCACAUAUCCUUAGCCCUUGACCUCACUUCACUGGGCUGGUUCCUGCCUAUCUUUCAAGGGACCUCUCCAUGAUCCCACCUCCCAUUCACAGACACCUCUCUUGUAGCUCUCUGACCUCCUCCUUCAUGGCAGGCAUCGCCAUUCUUGCUGAACAGUUUGUGAUUGCCAUUUGAGCUCUGGAAGCCUCUGUUGCCAUGAGAGUUCUGUCACGGUCACUUUACUGUCCCCAUCAUCACCCAGCACGGGGCUAAGCACAUACUAGAUAGUCAAUAAAUAA
Messenger RNA from Pongo pygmaeus (Bornean orangutan), 1727 nucleotides. It is a transcript of the gene UPK1A, whose product is annotated as uroplakin 1A. Lineage: Eukaryota; Metazoa; Chordata; Mammalia; Primates; Hominidae. The transcript is spliced from 8 exons. Bases 469 to 1248 code for a protein of 259 amino acids. Gene Ontology annotation, cellular component: membrane. The record is from RefSeq and is a predicted model, not a curated record.